AUGUCUGGAGCUCAAAAAAGAAAAAGGAAACAGAGGGAAGAAGCAUUAGUUCAACAUCAAGCCGGUGAUAUGUUUAAAUACUUUAAUAGCAGCAAAAUAACACAGGGAGAAGAAAUAGUUGAAAACUUGGGUGAAACUUCAGUAGAGGAAGAAGAAACUUGGAAUGAUAAUGUUAAUGAACAAGGAGACUUAGUUGAUGAAUUGAAUGAAGACAAAGAUGAUCACGUUGAUGUCAAUGAAUUAAACGAGAAAGAAGAAGACAAUAUUCAACAUAAAGAUUCAUUGAUUAAUUUUUAUGAUCUAGGGUGUUGGGAUAAAAUUGACCAAAAUGUGAGAGAUUUGUUAGUAGAGAAGGGUCCAAAAAGAGUUGAUGGAGUUUUGUUUCCUAAAGAUAGUAGUGGUAGGCAUUUUGAAUUAUCACAAUAUAAGCGAGUAUUGCUCAAUGGAGAAACAAAUGAUAGGAGAUGGCUAGUAUAUUCAGUUCUUUUGGACAAGGUUUUUUGCUUUUGCUGUAAGUUGUUCAAGACUCAAAAAACAAUGAGUAAAAUUGGUCCGUUGGGAAAUGAAGGAUACAGAGAUUGGCAUAAUAUGGGUCGGGGUCUUAAAAAUCAUGAAGCAAGUAAGGAGCAUAUAUAUUGCAUGACUAGUUGGAUUGAAUUAGAAACAAGACUGAAUAAAAAUAAAACAAUUGAUCAAAGUGUGCAGAUUGAAAUCAAUAAAGAAAGAGAACAUUGGAGACAAGUGUUGAAGAGGAUAAUAGCUGUUGUGCAAAGAUUGGCAAAAAAUAACUUGGCAUUUCGAGGAGAUUGUGAGAAGCUUUAUGUGGAAAACAAUGGUCUUUUUUUGCAAAUGAUUGAAAUGAUUGCUGAGUUUGAUCCGAUUAUGAAAGAGCACAUUCGACGUAUUCAAGCACAUGAGACUCAUUAUACAUAUUUGGGCCCUAAAAUUCAAAAUGAAUUGAUACAAAUGUUGGCAAAUGAGGUAAAAAGUUCAAUUCUUAGAAAAGUUAAACAAGCAAAAUAUUUUUCAGUCAUAUUAGAUUGUACGCCAGAUGCUAGUCAUGAGGAGCAAAUGUCUCUUGUAAUACGAUGUGUGGAUUAUUCAGCAAACUCUGUAAUGGUAGAAGAAUAUUGGGUAGAAUUUUUGAAGGUUGAUGAUACAUCAGGGCUUGGACUUUUUACUGAGCUUAAAAACAUGUUGACCAAUCUUGAGCUGGACAUUGAUGAUAUAAGAGGUCAGGGGUAUGACAAUGGGUCUAAUAUGAAAGGGAAGCAUAAAGGUGUACAGACAAGAUUACUUGAAAUAAAUCCGAGGGCUUUUUAUACUCCAUGUGGUUGUCAUAGUCUUAAUUUGACUUUAUGUGAUAUGGCAAAUUGUUGUCCUAAAGCUAUGUCAUUUUUUGGAGUGAUACAACGCAUCUAUAUAUUGUUUUCUUCAUCUACCAAGCGAUGA
Diospyros lotus (date-plum) is the source of this 1452-nucleotide messenger RNA. RefSeq lists its product as uncharacterized. NCBI's taxonomy places the organism in Eukaryota, Viridiplantae, Streptophyta, Magnoliopsida, Ericales, Ebenaceae. The record is from RefSeq and is a predicted model, not a curated record. The transcript has a single exon. The coding region runs from base 1 to 1452 and encodes 483 amino acids.